This is a messenger RNA of Tetrapisispora phaffii CBS 4417, 1623 nucleotides long. RefSeq names its product metalloaminopeptidase APE1 (gene APE1). Gene Ontology annotation, molecular function: zinc ion binding; metalloaminopeptidase activity. The transcript has a single exon. Gene Ontology annotation, biological process: proteolysis. Lineage: Eukaryota; Fungi; Ascomycota; Saccharomycetes; Saccharomycetales; Saccharomycetaceae. The coding region runs from base 1 to 1623 and encodes 540 amino acids. The record is from RefSeq and is a predicted model, not a curated record. Gene Ontology annotation, cellular component: fungal-type vacuole.
AUGGAAAAAAGUAAGCCCAGUGUGGUUUCUCCUGCUGAAAAUUCAGACGCUAUAGAUCAAGAACAAUUGAUUAAACAUCUGCAAGAAACUUUAAGUUUACUAACUGAAAAAAAUAAAUCAUCAACUGAAUCUGGGUAUCCUUCUCAGACAUUGAAGAAAAAAAUUAUCGACGAACAGGAAGUAAGUUUAGAAGCACUGAUUAACUAUUCGAAUAUUUAUAUUGAUUUUACCUAUGAAAACCCUACGAUUUAUCAUGUGGUUCAAUACUUCUCAAAGUUGUUGGAAAAUGCAGGUUUCGAAUAUAUAUCUGAAACUGACGAAUGGUCCCAUAUCAUAAGAGAAAGCAAGAACAACUGUUUCUACACCACAAGAAACAAGACUAGUUUAUGUGCUUUCAAAGUUGAUCCCAGUUGGAAAGCAGCAGAUGGUGUUUCCUCUAUUACUUGCCAUAUCGAUUCAUUGAAUGCUAAAUUAAAACCGGCAUCUGUUAAAGAUGAUGUCGAAGGUUAUGUACUUUUAGGUGUUGCUCCAUACGGUGGCACAUUGGACAGUGUGUGGUUCGAUAGAGACCUUGGUAUUGGUGGUAAGAUUGUCUACAAAGAUGGGGACAAUGUCAAGUCUACUCUAAUUAAUUCCACUCCUCACCCGAUUGCUAGAAUUCCAACAUUAGCACCUCAUUUUGGGGCACCAGCAGUUGGUCCAUUCGAUAAAGAAGAUCAAGCUGUUCCUAUCAUUGGCUUCGGUUUUGGUGAUGAUGAAGGUAGGGAACAAAUAACUGAAGAUGAAAAAAAAUCUCCUUUAUACGGGAAACAUUCAAUUCAUCUGCUCAGAUACAUCGCUAAUUUAGCAAACAUCAACGUAUCACAAAUCCAACAAGUAGAUCUAGAUUUAUUUGACGUUCAGAAAGGUUCAAUCGGUGGUUUGAAGGAUGACUUUUUGUUUGCACCAAGACUAGAUGAUAGAUUGUGUAGUUUCGCUGCCAUUACUUCAUUUAUUGAAUCACACAAGCGUGGAUUUUCUGAAGGUUUCAAUAUGGUUACCUUAUAUGACAAUGAGGAAGUUGGAUCCUUAACAAGACAAGGCGCUAAAGGUGGAUUAAUGGAAACAGUUGUCCAAAGAGUGUCCGACAGUAAAUAUAAGGGGAAAAGUAACUUUCCUGCUUCAGACGAUACUUCGGCCUCAAGCGAUAUAUACCACCAAAUAUUUGCAAACUCUUUAAUUUUAUCUGCUGACGUUAACCACCUAUUCAAUCCAAAUUUUAAAGAAGUUUAUAUGAAAAAUCACUCCCCUAAGCCAAAUGUCGGAGUUACUUUAUCUUUGGAUCCAAAUGCUCAUAUGGCUACUGACUUAAUCGGUGUAAGUGUUAUUGAAGAAAUAGCAAGAAUGAAUAACGACAAAAUUCAAUACUUCCAAAUUAAAAAUAAUUCCAGAUCAGGUGGAACGAUAGGGCCUUCAAUUUCUUCUCAAACAGGAGCAAGAACAGUAGAUUUAGGGAUUGCACAAUUAUCAAUGCAUAGUAUCAGAGCUACUACGGGUUCUCAUGACAUCGGAUUAGCAGUCAAAUUUUUCAAUGGAUUUUAUCGUUAUUGGAGAAAAGUUUAUUCUCAAUAUAAUAGUGUGUAA